AUGUCCACCGACGCUACCUCCCCCGCCCCAGCGGCUGCCAAGCCUGCCGCUCCUGCCGCAUCCACUCCCAACGCUGAGGCUCCCGCUGCCGCUCCUGCUCAACAACAACCUUCAGCUUCAGCCAGUCUUUACGUUGGUGAGCUUGACUCUAGCGUCACCGAGGCUAUGCUCUUCGAGAUCUUCAACAUGAUCGGUCCUGUUGCCUCUAUCCGAGUCUGUCGAGACGCUGUCACCAGACGAUCCCUCGGAUAUGCCUACGUCAACUACCUCAACGCCGCUGACGGUGAAAGGGCCCUCGAGCACCUCAACUAUUCCCUCAUCAAGAACAGACCUUGUCGAAUCAUGUGGUCCCAAAGAGAUCCAGCUUUGAGAAAGACUGGUCAAGGAAACAUCUUCAUCAAGAACUUGGAUGAGGGUAUCGACAACAAGGCUCUUCACGAUACUUUCGCUGCUUUCGGUGACAUCCUUUCUUGUAAAGUUGGUACCGACGAGACCGGAAAGAGCAGAGGUUUCGCCUUUGUCCACUACUCCACCGGCGAGGCUGCCGAUGCUGCUAUCAAGGCUGUCAACGGAAUGCUUCUCAACGACAAGAAGGUUUUCGUUGGUCACCACGUCGGAAAGAAGGAGCGACUCUCCAAGGUCGAAGAGCAACGAUCUCAAUUCACCAAUGUUUACAUCAAGAACCUCGACCCAGAAUUCACCGACGCUGAAUUCGAGGAACUCGUUAAGCCCUUCGGUGCUACCGUGUCUGUCGCUUUGAGCAAGGAUGAGUCCGGUGCCAGCAAAGGUUUCGGUUUCGUCAACUUCGAAUCUCACGAAGCCGCUAGACAAGCUGUUGAUGAGCUCAACGACAAAGAUGUCAAGGGACGAAAACUCUACGCCGGACGAGCUCAAAGCAAACUCGAGAGAGAGAGCGAGUUGAAGAAGAGUCACGAGGAGAAGAGAAUGGAGAACGAGGCCAAGUCUGCUGGUGUCAACCUUUACAUCAAGAACCUCGAUGAUGAAUGGGAUGAUGACCGACUCCGAGCUGAAUUCGACUCUUUCGGUACCAUCACCUCUUGCAAGGUCAUGAAGGAUGACCACGAUGUCUCAAGGGGCUUCGGUUUCGUCUGCUUCUCCGCUCCCGAGGAAGCCACCAAGGCUGUCUCCGAGAUGAACGGUAAAAUGAUCGGUACCAAACCUCUUUAUGUCGCUCUCGCCCAACGAAAGGAUGUCCGAAGACAAGCUCUCGAAUCUCAAAUCGCUCAACGAAGCAACAUGCGAAUGCAAUACGGUCCCGGUGGAUUCGGUGGUAUGCAAGGUUACAUGGGUCAACCCGUCUACGGUUACCCUCCUAUGCCAGGUUACGGUCAACCCAUGCCUGGUAUGCCCCCUAUGAGAGGUCCUAUGAUGGGUUACCCCGGUGGUCCUCAAAACGCCAUGCAAUCCAGACCUCGAUACGCUCCCGGUGGUCAACCUAUGCCUGGUGCUCCUUACGGUGGACCUCCUCCAAUGGGUGGUGCUUACGGUGGAGUUCCUCCUCAAUACCCUGUCCGACCCGGUGGUGCUAGAAUCCCUGCCGCUCCUUCUACCAACGGUCCUCGAGGUGCCGGUGGUCCCAGCCCUGUCGGUGCUCCUCAAGGUCUCCCUCGAUCCAACGGUCAAGCUAGACCUCAAGAAGCUCAAUCUCAAGCUCCUCGACUGGAUUCCCAAACUUUGUCUCGAGCUAACCCUGCCGAGCAAAAGCAAAUGUUGGGUGAAGCUCUGUACCCCUUGAUCUUCGAGACUCAACCUGAUCUUGCUGGUAAGAUCACUGGUAUGUUACUCGAAAUGGACAACGCCGAGCUCUUGCAUUUGGUCGAAUCCCCUGCUGCUCUCCAAGACAAGGUCGAUGAGGCUCUCCGAGUCCUCGCUGAGUGGGGCAAAGGUGAUGAGAAAGCCAACGGUGAUGCCAUCGAGGCCAAGGAGGAGGUCAAGGAGGAGAAGGCUGAGUAG
This is a messenger RNA of Kwoniella mangroviensis CBS 8507, 1974 nucleotides long. Its product is annotated as polyadenylate-binding protein, cytoplasmic and nuclear. The record is from RefSeq and is a predicted model, not a curated record. Gene Ontology annotation, molecular function: poly(U) RNA binding; poly(A) binding; mRNA 3'-UTR binding. Gene Ontology annotation, cellular component: nucleus; cytosol; ribonucleoprotein complex. NCBI's taxonomy places the organism in Eukaryota, Fungi, Basidiomycota, Tremellomycetes, Tremellales, Cryptococcaceae. The coding region runs from base 1 to 1974 and encodes 657 amino acids. The transcript has 7 exons.